AUGUUUGUCUCCAAAGGAGGAGACUGUGCAGUGAGAGUGCAGUCUCUUGCUUCUCUGCAGGGCCUGUACGGGGCCCCCCCCGCUGCUGCUGCUGCUGCUGCUGCUGCUGCUGCGGGGGGGGCCCCCGGGGAGACAGGGGGCCUCUACACGCACUACUCCUCCGUGGGGAGCGGCAGCAGUCUCUCUGUGUCUCUUUCUCUUUCUAGAGACAGAGAAGGAGACA
Molecule: messenger RNA, 223 nt
Organism: Eimeria tenella
Lineage: Eukaryota; Apicomplexa; Conoidasida; Eucoccidiorida; Eimeriidae
Exons: 1
Source: RefSeq, a predicted model, not a curated record